Messenger RNA from Octopus bimaculoides (California two-spot octopus), 4248 nucleotides. RefSeq names its product WD repeat-containing protein 55. Gene Ontology annotation, molecular function: protein binding. NCBI's taxonomy places the organism in Eukaryota, Metazoa, Mollusca, Cephalopoda, Octopoda, Octopodidae. The record is from RefSeq and is a predicted model, not a curated record.
AUACAGACUGUAAAGUAAAAGCACAACUUUAUCGGCUCCGAUGACUAUCAACAAAUAAACACAGAUGAAGUCAAAGUAGUUUUAUGCUGUCUUCAUUCGAUCUCCAUGAAUACUGUUCAGGAUUCCAAGACCAAUAUCCACAGUUUCUAUUUUAAGAAAGGAGAUCUGAAACCCAAGGCCAUCUCAUUGAGUGAUGUUGUGGUUGAUGUUUGCUUCAACCCAGUGAAAGAUGUUAUUGCAGCAGCUCACAUAGGAGGAGAUGUCUCUCUGCAUUCCUAUUCAGUUGAAGGCGACAACCAAGAUCUUCUGCUGCUGGAGCACCACAAGAAGUCAUGUCGAUGCAUACAGUUCUCGUCUGAUGGCAACAUCUUGUACAGCGGUUCCAAAGACAAGUCAGUUGCAGCUGUAGAUAUGAAUACUGGUGCUGUCACCUGGCACAAGAAAACAGCCCAUGAGUCAGCAAUUUACAGCUUACUUCUGUUGGGUGACCAUUUUCUGGCUUCUGGAGACGAUGACGGAACUGUUAAGGUGUGGGAUCUAAGAGCCAAAGAAGCAUCCAUGGAAUUAAAAUGCUGUGAAGAAUUCAUAAGUGGCAUGUCCAUUGACGAUGCCCAUAAAAUCCUGUUGGCUGCUUCAGGUGAAGGAACUCUUACUGCUCUGAAUGUGCGUCGCAAACGACUGGAACUUCAGUCUGAACUUUUUGAUUCUGAACUGCUAUCGGUUGCUAUAAUUAAGAAUGGGCGUAAAGUUGUUUGUGGCACUGGAGAAGGAGUCUUGAAUCUUUUCAACUGGAGUGAAUUUGGAAAUCUCUGUGACCGAUUCCCAGGUCAUCCGAUGUCCAUUGAUUGUAUUUGUCCCAUUUCUGAAGACAUCAUUUGUACUGGUUCUCUGGAUGGAGCUGUCAGAGCUGUACAUAUUUUACCAAACCGAUUUCUUGGAGUGCUUGGGCGACAUGCUGACUUUCCAGUGGAGAACUUGAGUUUGUCUCGAGACAAAAAGUUCCUGGCUAGUUGUUCUCAUGACCAGACUGUUAAGUUUUGGAACCUGGACAUUCUGUCGGAUGUUGAGGUGAAUAUCCAGGAGAAAGCCAAGAAAUCGAGUCGUAUGAAUCCCUUGAAUAAAGAAGACAACUUCUUUGCGGAUUUUGGGAAUGAACUUUCUGUUAAUACUUCUGUGAAUCCUGACAGCGACAGUGAAUCAGAGAGUUUCACUGAUAUGAGCGACAUUGAGAAUGCUGGCAGUGAAAAUGAGCAGAGCAAAAAGAGAAGAGCCAGGGAGACAGAUGAAGAGUCUAUAGAGAUUUCAGACAGCGAUGAAGAUGACAUUAGUGAUGAUGAUGUUGAUAUUGAUGAUGAUGAUGAUGAUGCAGGUGGUGAUGAUGAUAAUGAUGGUGGUGAUGAUAAGAAUUCUGAGGCUAAGGAUAUGAAAGCUGAUACUGAAAAAAAUACUUGUGAAAAGAGUGAAGAUAAGAAACCAGACACUUAAUGAUGAAAAGGCAAAAAGUGUUUGUUAUUGUUUUGAUAAAGAGACAAGUGUAAAUGUGUGUGUGUGUGUGUGUGUGAAAGGGGGGGGAGGUUCGAAAUGCGAGGGGGAAUUAAAUGUUUUUGAUAUUGCUCAUUGUUUGGAAGUCGUGUGUAUACAUACAUACAUAUAUAUAUAUAUAUUAAUCAACAUUAUUAUCACUUUAACAUCUACUUUUCCAUGCUUGCGUGGGUCAAAAAAAAAUAUAUUCAAGCAGAUUUCUUAUGGCUAGAUGCCUUUCCUGUCAGGUAAUAUUUCCCCCCAUGGCUGGACAUGUUCUCAUAGGAGAGUGCAAAUGAAUGUCACUGCUUGUAAUGAGGGCGACUUUUGUUUGCAACUAUCAUGUGAUGUCAACACACACACACACAAUGAAUGUUUCUCUAUCAAAUCCACUGACAGGGCUUUUACAGUUCUAUAUUUAAAAGAUGAGGAAUUAUUUACAUUUGACAGAUAUUUGUCCUCAUUUUGUUUGUUGUUAACACAAUGUUUUGGCUGAUAUACCCUCCAGCCUUUAUCAGGUGUCUUGGGGAAAUUUCGAACCUGGGUUCUCAUUCCGAAGGUAUUUUUUGUUGUGGUGGUGGUGGUGGUUGUUGUUGUUGUUAUUAUUAUUAUUAUUAUUAUUCAGGUCACUGCCUGGAAUCGAACUCAGAAUCUUGGGGGUUAGUAGCCCGCACUCUUAACCACUACGCCAUAUGCCCGUGCGUAUGCAUAAUAAUAAUAAUAGUAAUAAUAAUAACAUUGAAAAAUACUUUAGGAAUGAGAACCCAGGUUCGAAAUUUCCCCAGGACACCUGAUGAAGGCUGGAGGGUAUACCAGCUGAAAUGUUAUGUUAACAACAAACAAGAUGAGGACAAAUAUCCGUCAAAUGUAAAUAAUAACAGGGCUUUUGUUUACAAUUUGUGUGAUGUCAAAGUAAAGUCACACACACACAUUCUUCUUGAAUGUUUAGCAUGACAGAUUGUUGCAAAAGGUUCAAGUAAAAGGGACCAGUCAAAGUAGCACCAGAGAAGAAUAAUCCGAUAUUCCUCACAAUACUGUAACUCCUGGUAAAUUAACAUGAUAUUCCUCCAUAGCAUGCAAAUUCUAAGUUCCCCAUUUAAGGAAGUUAAUUGAAUCAUUUAGCCGAUUACUCUGUCAAAUGUAAUAUUUAUUCACAGUUUUGAAUUAAUCCUGCAUAAUCUCUGAGCUUUGAGAUAUUUCAAUGAUGUGCUUAUUUUUAUGAUGACAUUGUAGAGUAGGUAUGAUAAACCAGAUCUGGCCAGUUUAAACAAUACAAUAAAAUAUUUCGAUCUGAUAAGACUGGUUUAAAUGCCAAAGGGUUAAUUUAAAUGUAGCUUCAUCUCUCCAAACGAUCUUUUUGGAAAGUGUGUAUCAUCUGCACAUCUGACCAAGAACCACUCAAAAAACUCCACUCUUUAGUUCAGAUCAUCUUCAUUGAGAACAUGGACUAUUCUUGGAGUGUAAUUUUUCCAAUGACAGCACUUCAAAAUGCAACAGAUACUUCAUUUGAAGUGGAGUCAGUUUUUUGUGCCUUAGUUUACUUAGCUGUGUCAAGAAAUAGGUUCCAAGUGAUAUUGUUGGCUGUAAUAGACCAGAUUCAUAUUGAGAGAGAGAGAGACAUACAUCUUUGUUCUGCUUAGCACCAUGAAAGUGGGAAUUACAAACCAGUUCUGUGAGACCGUUUAGCAAAUAUAACCCAGUUAUGCUGCAACAAGCUCAUUAGGAUCAUCAUUUAAUGUCCGUUUUCCAUACCAGCAUGGAUUGGACAGUUUGAUAGGAGCUGGUAAAGCUGGGGGCUUCCCUAGAUUUUGUUGUUUUGACAUGGUUUCUGCACCGGGAUGCCAACCACUUUACAGAGUAUAUUGGCUGCUUUUUACAUGGCACCAAUACCAACAGGGUUACCAAGUAAUUUGCAAGACUAAUAACUGCUCAGUUGCUUGCGAGGGUUCUGUUAUCACCUUGGGUCUUUAGUCCCCAACUUAUUUGUACUACAAAGAAAAUAAAAUCUUUUAAAUAAAUAUUUUCAUAGAAUCAUGUUUUUCUGUAGAGUGCCUUCAUUUAUCCUUUCAUGUUUGAAUUCAUGAAAUUAUAUUUUUAAACUGAAAAUCUGUGUUGGUUUGAUGUGUAUCUUUGAGCAGAAAUUCAUCUGCAUUUUUAGGAAUCAUAAAAUGAUAAUGUUGAAACAGUGGUGUCCAAGAGUUGCUGUUUUCCUGAAUAUUUUGCAGAGUAACUAUCCCUUUCACAUACAAAAACUUACUUGAAUGAACAGAACAAAGCAAUUUCUAAGGAGAAUUGUAAACAUGACUCUCUUUGUAUAGGUGUAGGACCACAUCUAGUUAUCUUGUUGCCAUUUGUGACAAAUCGAGGCCAUGAUCAUACACUUUCAAAUUGAUUUAAUGGUUUUCUGAGUUGUUUGUAUCCCUAUGAUCUUGAGAUUUGUUAACUCGUUAGCGUUCAGAUUACUCUGUCAAAUGUUCUGCUUAUUUAUUCACAUUGUUUUGAAUUAAUCAUUCAUUAUCUCAUGGUUCUGAAAUUUUAAUGUUGCUUAUUUUUAGAAUGACAUUGUAGGAUAGGUGUGAGAGGCUGGAUCUGGCCAGUUUGAACAUAAAACGGAGAGAAUAUUUGGGCUGGAUAUUUUAUCCAGAUAUCUGGAUAAAAAACACAAAUUGUUGAUGACUACAGCAGAAGAGAUGUUCAUAUUUUAGAAUAAAAACUGGUUUUGAUUUA